Messenger RNA from Maudiozyma barnettii, 1896 nucleotides. It is a transcript of the gene ELM1, whose product is annotated as serine/threonine protein kinase ELM1. Gene Ontology annotation, biological process: protein phosphorylation. The transcript has a single exon. The record is from RefSeq and is a predicted model, not a curated record. Gene Ontology annotation, molecular function: ATP binding; protein kinase activity. NCBI's taxonomy places the organism in Eukaryota, Fungi, Ascomycota, Saccharomycetes, Saccharomycetales, Saccharomycetaceae. The coding region runs from base 1 to 1896 and encodes 631 amino acids.
AUGGAGCGUCAAUUCCCCUCUCUGUUAAAGGAUUCAGAAAUAGCAGAACGCAUCGCUAAACAGCAAUCUCCUAACAUUGAUCUAAUCACAUCAAACUCACAAUGCAUACCCACAUACCAUACACUAAUUGAGCAAAAUCUAUCAAGUCCAAUUCAAUCGGAUUUGAAAUCGUUCGUACGACCUAUCAGUCGUUUUGAUCAAACGAAAAUGAUGAUUAAUGAUUUUAAGAUUGGCUCUACUAUUGGAUCUGGCCAAUUUGGUAAAGUAUUUAAAGCAUUAGAUCAAUCAAACCUAAAGAAGAAACGUGUUGUAGCAUUAAAAAGAAUUAAUAAAUUAAAGCCUAAAUAUUCGAUGAAUCAAUUGAUGAGACAAAUUUCAUAUUGGAAACAGUUUAAUAUUGAAACAGAUGAUUUAGACGUUGAUUUAAUUACAAUGACUAUGAAUGUAGAUCGUUGUCAGUGGGAGAUAUAUCUGAUGAAAACGGUGACUUUUGCUAAUAAUGGUAGUUCGAAUAUUGUAAAAUUUAUUCAAUGUAUGGACUCCGUAAAGAGUAAAGAUAUCUGGAUUGCAUCAGAAUGGUGUAACUUGGGAGAGUUGGAAUGGAAACGUUCUACCAAGGACAGUAUGUUGAAUCAAUGGCAAUUUGUAUUAGAUGAAGAUAGUGAUUCCGUAAUGGAUUUUGCAAUUAAGGCUAUUGAUGAUUUAAGUAAAGGGUUGAGAUUUUUAAAUAAAGUAGGUUGUAUUCAUCGAGAUAUUAAACCUUCUAACAUUUUAGUGGAUGGAAUUCAAAAGAAAUUAAAAAUAUCUGACUUUGGUUGUGGUUUAUUGAUACCUGAAAGUUUACCAUUUAAAUAUGAUUCUUUAGAGAAAAUUAAAUUAAAACAAUUGGAGAUUAUCAACGAAUGUUUCGAAAAGGAAUUGAACAAAAUCAUUGGAACGCCUGCUUUUGUUCCUCCUGAGCUUUGUAAAUUCACGACAGAUGGAACUACAGACGAUAUCAUCGACAAUCAUACCAAAGUUGUUAAGGAUGGCUUUAAACUUGAUAUUUGGUCUCUGGGAGUCACUCUAUUUUGUGUUAUCUAUAACGAAUUACCAUUUAGUGGAGAGAAUGAAUUUGAUACAUAUCAUUUAAUUAACUCUCAAAAAAUGUCAACUGAUAAAAGGGAUGACAGUUGGCUCAGUAGACUGGUAAUAAAUGGAAUGUUAGAGAAAAAUCCCAAUAGGAGAGUUGAUGUUAAUGAUGUAAGAGAUUUGAUACAUAAAAAUAAAAUAAAAAAAUCUCCAUCUAUGAAUAAACUUGGUGAUAAUGCUAAGAAUUCAUUGAAAAAAUUUUGGAAAAAAAUAUCAAAAUCAAAAUCAAAGAGAAGUUUAUCAUUAGAUAAAAGCAACGUCGUCGACGAUUCGAAUUUGUCAAGAAUUACUUCAAAUACAUCCUUUUCUUCUGGGUUUGAUGUAUCGGAUGAACCCAUAAAUAUAACUGAUUUUAUUGACUCUUUGACAACUAAAUUACCUGCAUCUUCUGAUGAUAAUGAUGAACUCAAUCGCAUAAAUUUAGAUGCUCAUGACACCGGGGAAAAUGAAGUGACAACUCGUCGAUCUUCUUUUUCUACUACUACUUCUCAAUCCACCCCAUCGUUGGAUAUACCAACUCCAAUCAAGAAUAUGAUCAAAAUAAAAGCUUCUCCAGAAAAGGCAAGUAUAGGUAAUUCUCAAGUCCCCACAGGAACAGAUCUUCGUACUGGAAAAAAUAUGUCAAACAACUCAGCAAUUAAAAUGAAAUUCUCUAAAAACAUAAUUAAUUUUAAGAAUUAUAUUCAAAAUGAUCAAGACGUCGGGAGUAGUGAUACAAUCGAUCAGAUAAAGGACUACUUGAAUUAUAAAGGUGAUUUUACAUAA